Molecule: messenger RNA, 6591 nt
Organism: Mus musculus (house mouse)
Lineage: Eukaryota; Metazoa; Chordata; Mammalia; Rodentia; Muridae
Gene: Atp7b
Product: ATPase, Cu++ transporting, beta polypeptide
Exons: 21
Coding region: 190-4725 (1511 amino acids)
Biological process (GO): copper ion transport; monoatomic cation transport; intracellular copper ion homeostasis
Cellular component (GO): membrane; basolateral plasma membrane; perinuclear region of cytoplasm
Molecular function (GO): metal ion binding; ATP hydrolysis activity; copper ion binding
Source: RefSeq, marked validated
AGUGUGUGCAAGUUCCUGAGCUGGCCGCAGACUGAAGACUGCCGCUCCCUGCCUGCAGUUUCCCCCCUCUGGCUGGGAAGGGUGCCUGUCCCUGCUAAUGAGCAAGACCUUUUGAAAGCAUUUCCCUCCGUACCAGAAGUGUGGUGAAGCUGGACUGUGGGAAGGGAAGGAGUGACGGUGGACCCGACUAUGGAGAAAGCUCAGGGCAAGAUGCACCAGAACCUGGAACACUCUUUCCUGGCCAGUCUGAGUAGCCCCCAGGUGACGCUGCUGUCUGUGCAGAAGAGGUGCACCUUCAGGAGGAGCUCGGGGCUUGGGAGCUGGGCCCGAUCGGCGUCUUCGGAGGAGAAAGGUCCUCCCCAGCCAGAGGAAGAAUUGUCACCGGGAGUUUUAGCUAGAACCCUGGAAAGGAGGUCCCAGAUCUUAUCUAAACUUGCUUUGCCCGGCCGGCCCUGGGAGCAAUCAAUGAAGCAGAGCUUCGCCUUCGACAAUGUUGGCUACGAAGGGGGUCUGGACAGCACCAGCUCGUCCCCAGCAGCCACUGAUGUGGUUAACAUCCUGGGCAUGACUUGUCAUUCUUGCGUCAAGUCCAUUGAGGACAGGAUCUCCAGUCUGAAAGGCAUUGUGAACAUCAAGGUGUCCCUGGAACAAGGCAGCGCCACUGUCAGAUAUGUGCCGUCUGUCAUGAACCUGCAGCAGAUUUGCCUUCAGAUUGAGGAUAUGGGCUUUGAGGCCAGCGCUGCAGAGGGAAAGGCCGCCUCCUGGCCUUCCAGGUCCUCCCCAGCCCAGGAGGCGGUGGUCAAGCUCCGGGUAGAGGGCAUGACCUGUCAGUCCUGUGUCAGCUCUAUCGAGGGCAAGAUCCGGAAACUGCAAGGGGUUGUGAGAAUCAAAGUCUCCCUAAGCAACCAAGAGGCAGUCAUUACCUAUCAGCCUUACCUCAUUCAACCCGAAGACCUCAGGGACCACAUCUGUGACAUGGGAUUUGAAGCUGCCAUCAAGAACAGAACAGCUCCCUUAAGGCUGGGACCAAUUGAUGUCAACAAGUUAGAAAGCACUAACCUAAAGAAAGAGACGGUCUCUCCUGUCCAGAUUUCCAAUCAUUUUGAGACCCUGGGGCACCAGGGGAGCUACCUGGCCACCCUCCCACUAAGAAUAGACGGCAUGCACUGUAAAUCAUGUGUUUUGAAUAUUGAAGGAAAUAUAGGCCAACUCCCGGGGGUUCAAAAUAUUCACGUGUCCUUGGAGAACAAAACCGCCCAAAUACAGUAUGACCCUUCUUGUGUCACCCCCAUGUUCCUGCAGACAGCCAUCGAGGCACUACCACCUGGGCACUUUAAAGUGUCUCUUCCCGAUGGAGUAGAGGAGAAUGAGCCCCAAAGUGGCUCCUCCCAGAGACACCAGGAGCAGGGCCCGGGCAGGACUGCGGUGCUCACCAUCAGCGGCAUUACCUGUGCCUCAUCUGUUCAGCCUAUCGAAGACAUGCUGUCCCAGAGGAAAGGUGUGCAGCAAACAUCCAUCUCUUUGGCAGAAGGGACUGGAGCAGUUCUUUACGACCCCUCCAUAGUCAGCUUGGACGAACUCCGAACGGCUGUAGAAGACAUGGGAUUUGAGGUGUCUGUGAAUUCUGAAACCUUCACUAUUAACCCUGUCAGAAACUUCAAAUCUGGGAAUUCUGUGCCACAAACCAUGGGUGAUAUAGCAGGGUCUGUGCAAAAAAUGGCUCCCGACACUAGAGGGCUCCCCACACACCAAGGUCCUGGCCACUCUUCAGAGACCCCAUCAUCCCCGGGAGCAACAGCAUCACAGAAGUGCUUCGUACAGAUCAAAGGCAUGACCUGUGCGUCCUGUGUGUCUAACAUAGAAAGGAGUCUCCAGAGACAUGCUGGUAUUCUCUCAGUGUUGGUCGCCUUGAUGUCGGGAAAGGCAGAGGUCAAGUAUGAUCCGGAGAUCAUCCAGUCGCCCAGGAUAGCUCAGCUCAUCCAGGACCUGGGCUUCGAAGCGUCAGUCAUGGAGGACAACACAGUCUCUGAAGGUGACAUCGAACUGAUUAUCACAGGGAUGACCUGUGCUUCCUGUGUCCACAACAUAGAGUCCAAGCUCACAAGGACAAAUGGCAUCACUUACGCCUCUGUGGCCCUUGCCACCAGCAAAGCCCAUGUGAAGUUCGAUCCUGAAAUUGUUGGUCCCCGUGACAUCAUCAAGAUCAUUGAGGAAAUUGGCUUUCAUGCUUCCCUGGCCCAGAGAAACCCCAACGCCCAUCACUUGGACCACAAGACGGAAAUAAAACAGUGGAAGAAGUCUUUCCUGUGCAGCCUGGUGUUCGGCAUCCCCGUCAUGGGAUUGAUGGUCUACAUGUUAAUCCCCAGCAGUACGCCUCAGGAGACGAUGGUCCUGGACCACAACAUCAUCCCAGGACUGUCCGUUCUCAAUCUCAUCUUCUUCAUCUUGUGUACCUUUGUCCAAUUUCUGGGUGGGUGGUACUUCUACGUACAAGCCUACAAAUCGCUGAGACACAGGUCCGCCAACAUGGACGUACUCAUCGUGCUCGCCACAACCAUUGCCUAUGCCUACUCCCUGGUCAUCCUGGUGGUCGCCGUAGCCGAGAAGGCAGAGAAGAGCCCCGUGACCUUCUUUGACACGCCCCCCAUGCUCUUUGUGUUCAUCGCCCUGGGACGGUGGCUGGAACACGUGGCCAAGAGCAAAACUUCAGAAGCCCUUGCAAAACUCAUGUCACUCCAAGCCACAGAAGCCACAGUCGUGACCCUGGGUGAGGACAACUUAAUCCUCAGAGAGGAGCAGGUGCCCAUGGAGCUGGUGCAGCGAGGCGACGUCAUCAAGGUUGUCCCUGGGGGCAAGUUCCCAGUGGAUGGGAAAGUCCUCGAAGGCAAUACCAUGGCUGAUGAGUCCCUCAUCACAGGAGAGGCCAUGCCUGUCACUAAGAAACCUGGGAGCAUAGUGAUUGCUGGCUCUAUUAAUGCUCAUGGCUCUGUGCUCCUUAAAGCUACCCAUGUGGGUAAUGACACAACUUUGGCUCAGAUUGUAAAGUUGGUGGAAGAGGCCCAGAUGUCAAAGGCUCCCAUUCAGCAGCUGGCUGACCGGUUCAGUGGAUAUUUUGUCCCAUUCAUCAUCAUCAUUUCAACCUUGACCCUGGUGGUGUGGAUCGUCAUUGGCUUUGUCGAUUUCGGUGUGGUUCAGAAGUACUUUCCUAGCCCUAGCAAGCACAUCUCGCAGACAGAGGUGAUCAUCCGCUUUGCCUUCCAGACGUCCAUCACUGUGCUGUGCAUCGCCUGCCCCUGCUCCCUGGGGCUGGCCACACCCACAGCAGUCAUGGUGGGCACUGGGGUGGCUGCCCAGAACGGUGUCCUAAUCAAAGGAGGGAAGCCUCUGGAGAUGGCACACAAGAUAAAGACCGUUAUGUUUGACAAAACGGGCACCAUCACCCACGGGGUCCCCAGAGUCAUGCGGUUCCUGCUGCUCGCAGACGUGGCCACACUCCCCCUCAGGAAGGUUCUGGCCGUGGUGGGCACCGCGGAGGCCAGCAGCGAGCACCCCUUAGGCGUGGCCGUCACUAAAUACUGCAAAGAGGAACUUGGGACGGAGACCCUGGGAUACAGCACAGACUUCCAGGCAGUGCCCGGCUGUGGAAUUAGCUGCAAAGUUAGCAACGUGGAGGGCAUCCUGGCUCGCAGUGAUCUGACUGCUCACCCUGUUGGAGUUGGCAACCCUCCCACAGGGGAAGGUGCAGGUCCCCAGACCUUCUCCGUGCUGAUUGGAAACCGGGAAUGGAUGCGGCGAAACGGUUUAACCAUCUCCAGUGACAUCAGUGACGCCAUGACAGAUCACGAGAUGAAAGGACAGACGGCCAUCCUGGUGGCCAUUGAUGGUGUGCUCUGCGGGAUGAUCGCCAUCGCAGAUGCUGUCAAACCAGAGGCUGCCCUGGCUAUCUACACCCUGAAAAGCAUGGGUGUGGAUGUGGCUCUGAUCACAGGGGACAACCGGAAGACAGCCAGAGCCAUUGCUACUCAGGUUGGCAUCAACAAAGUCUUUGCGGAGGUACUGCCUUCUCACAAGGUGGCCAAGGUCCAGGAGCUUCAGAAUGAAGGGAAGAAAGUCGCCAUGGUGGGAGAUGGGGUGAAUGACUCCCCAGCCCUGGCCCAGGCUGACGUGGGCAUCGCCAUCGGGACUGGCACAGAUGUUGCCAUCGAAGCAGCAGACGUGGUCCUGAUCAGAAAUGACUUAUUGGACGUCGUGGCCAGCAUUCAUCUCUCCAAGAGGACCGUCCGGAGGAUCCGGGUCAAUCUGGUGCUGGCAUUGAUUUAUAACAUGGUUGGGAUACCUAUUGCUGCAGGUGUCUUCAUGCCCAUUGGCAUCGUGCUGCAGCCGUGGAUGGGCUCAGCAGCCAUGGCUGCGUCCUCUGUCUCUGUGGUGCUCUCGUCUCUUCAGCUCAAGUGCUAUAGAAAGCCCGACCUAGAGAGAUAUGAGGCCCAGGCCCACGGCCGCAUGAAGCCCCUGAGUGCCUCCCAAGUCAGCGUGCACAUUGGCAUGGAUGACCGGCGUCGGGAUUCUCCCAGGGCCACCGCGUGGGACCAGGUCAGCUACGUGAGCCAAGUGUCUCUGUCCUCCCUGACGUCAGACAGAUUGUCUCGGCAUGGCGGGGCAGCAGAGGACGGUGGCGACAAAUGGUCCCUGCUCCUGAGUGACAGGGAUGAAGAGCAGUGCAUCUGAGUGUUCUCCUGGGCAGGCCAUGGCGCUCCUUCUGGGUGAGCCUGCUCCUGCUCAUGGUGGUGGAGCCAGGAGGUGCAGCCUUAACAAGCCACUGUGGGAUGGACGAAGCUCAUGGUGAGACCUGAGCAUCCUGCUAGCCUUGCCUUACAGUGUGUGGUGUAUCUGCAGAGGCUGGGCAGGAUUGCUCUUCCAGAAGCCACUAGGUUGGGGAAAGUAUACCAUUCCUGCUUUUCAUGAGGGCGAGAUCACACCCUGCUUGGGAGGAAACCAUCACUCUUCACUGAACCCUGCCAACUAUAUUUGUAUAUACUAUCUAGGCAGUGAGGACCAGGCUCAUCAGGACCACAAGCCUAGCUCAGCCCCCCUGGAGAGCUCCAACCAGAUCUCUCCUAUACUAAGAGCUCCCAUAACACCUGGAGUUAGGCAGCACACAUGGGCCGUGUAAGCCUAAGGCUCCUUCAGACGAGUCUGUUCUCUGCCUGGUGUAGCUGGCAUCCUUGGUACUGGAACUGCCUGCCCUCUAUCUUCUGAGGGUAGAAUUAGUGCCUUGGGUCUGAUGCUCUGGCUCCUGCAUAUCUGCCCGCCUAAAGGUGGCGCCCUGGUUUGCAGCCCAAUGCAAGAGCUACCCAGCAUCCCUAUUUACUCUGAAAAGAAUGCCAUCCUGCUUAGAGCCACACCUACAGACUCACAUGUGCCGCUCUCAACCAGCUGGAGAGAUACCUCAGAGCCUGACCAUAGUUCAUUUUCCUAUGGGGUCCAGGUCCUUGCCUCUCAGGGCACCCUAUACAGCCAUGCCAUAACCUGUAGUGUAUAAAGCACUGUUCCCUGGGAGGUGUAUGCAUAAGGGCACACCCCUGUCACUCAGUGGGGUCCAGUGAAGUUUGUCACAAAUGCUUAGUGUGUGUGCCUGGGGGGAGUUUUCCCACCAGAAGAGAGUGAAGUUCUCAAUAGAGAGCUGUCUGCUGCUGAGGAGACAUCUAAAGGAGGGACACCCACAGCGCCCUCCCCCCUCCCCAGUGAAAAUGUUCCUGUUGUCAGCUAUGACUAUGUGAUUGGAGUGGCUUCAGAGGGCAGGGAUGGGGCCAGCUUAACUGAGCGAGUGGCUGAGCCACCCGGAACAGACUAGCAGAAAUGGGUUACUCUCAUUUGUGACAUUAAAAGAAAAAAAGCCACAAAACUCCUUUAUAGGAUGUCACUUAUUGGCCAUGGCAGUGUUAGUCUUUUUUUUUUUUUUUUUUUUUGUAGGUUUCUCACCUCUUUUCCCCACAAAAAUAGCACCGUAACUACCUACCGUCUACGACUGAAAACAAGAAAACAGGGUCCGAGGGCCUCGGUGUCUUCCCAGGAACUCACAGCCAAUGUGCCGUUCAGAGGGUUCCGAAGGCCUUUCUGUAAUUCCGCUGCUGCCUUACAGUAUCAGUUUGCUCGGUGAGAGUAAACUGGACGAGGGUCCUUUUGUUGCUGCACGAGCAAACGCGACAGGAGCUGGAUGAGUUGCAUCAGGUUAGGAUGCAGUGGUCACGAGGUUACUACCCAUCACUUGGGAUGGCUGCUUUGGGUUUUGCACCUUAGCGGUGCUUGCUGAGCUUUAUCUUCUAAAACCCGGGAGUAUAGGGAUCUAUUGCGCUCUUGGUAUCCGCAACCCUUCCACUCCCUCUCCAGCGACCUCCUCCCACUGACGUCAUCUACUCGGUCUAUAGUUCUGUUCUUACAGAAUAAGUCUUGUUUUGGAAUAAGGUAAUCAUUUUCUAAAGAAUCUAAUUGUAUUGAUUUUUAAACCUUCUGAGAAUGUAAGCAUCAUGUUCACAUGUAGACAUGAAAAUAUUUAUAUAAUUGUACAAAUAAAUAACUUUUUAGAUGUUCAAA